AUCAUAAUUUCCAUUCAUAAAGACAAUCAGUACAAACGUGUACGGAUGAUAUAAAAACUUGAAAAUGUCUAGAUAUUCUCCUUAGAUAUAUUUUUAUCUCUAGUAUAUUGACCUUUUCUUUCUGCUUGGUUGAUAAGAUAAAUAAUGUGGGGAGGCAUAUCGAGUAAUUUCGCAAACUUAUGUAGUAGUGAGGCUUGGAUCAUUAUCCGUUAUUCAUCAAUACAUUACUCUUGAAAUACAUGUUAUUACAAUUCGCUAUGAGUUGGAGAGCAGUACGAACUAGUUUUUUCCCCUUUCUUAAGACUAAUAAUAUAAAAUUGUCUAAUAUUAGAAAUUUAAGUCAAUAUUAUUCAGUGGAUGAGAAUCUCUAUGGUUUGUCUAAUGAGCAGAAACAACUCCGUUUGACAUGCUUUGAUUUUUUUCGUAAGGAAUUGGCUCCCAGAGCUACAGAAAUUGAUAAAGAAAAUAAAUUUGAUGAUUUGCGGAAAUUUUGGAGAGAUCUGGGAGAGAUGGGUUUACUUGGAAUUACAGCACAAUCUACCUACGGAGGCUCUGGGGGUACAUAUCUGGAUCAUAUAAUUGUAAUGGAAGAGUUGAGCCGGGUCUCGGCUGCGAUAGCUCUCAGCUAUGGUGCACAUUCAAAUUUAUGUCUCAAUCAAAUACAUAGAAAUGGUACGGAGGAGCAGAAACGCAAAUACUUGCCAAAGCUAUGUAACGGCGAACACGUUGGAGCAUUGGCAAUGUCCGAAGCAAGUUCAGGCUCCGACGUUGUAUCAAUGAAAUUACGUGCAGAAAAAAAGAAUGACUACUAUAUUCUUAAUGGUAAUAAAUUUUGGAUAACCAAUGGCCCUGAUGCGGAUGUAAUUGUCGUUUAUGCUCGAACGAAUACACACAGCGGUAAACCACAGCACGGUAUUACAGCAUUUAUCAUUGAAAGGGGUAUGGACGGGUUCAGUAGCGGCAUCAAACUGGAUAAACUUGGUAUGCGUGGCUCCAAUACCAGCGAAUUAAUAUUUGAUAAUUGUAAAGUGCCUAGUAAAAAUAUACUUGGUCAAUUGGAUAGAGGAAUUUACGUUUUAUUCAGCGGUUUAGAUUUGGAGAGAUUAAUAUUAUCGGGCGGACCUCUCGGAAUUCUGCAAGCCUGUUGCGAUCUCGCAUUUGACUAUGCUCACACUAGGAAACAAUUUAAUACCCGAAUUGCUGAAUUCCAAAUGAUUCAAGCUAAAAUAGCAGAUAUGUAUGUAAGCUUGAGUGCGAGCAGAAGUUAUCUGUAUGCCGUAGCGAGAGCUUGCGAUGCUGGUAAUGUUAAUCGGAAGGACUGCGCUGCGGUGAUUCUCUAUUGUGCAGAAAAUGCAACAAGAGCGGCUUUAGAUACCAUUCAAAUCCUAGGUGGAAAUGGCUACAUCAAUGAUUAUCCCAGUGGUCGACUUUUGAGAGAUGCUAAACUUUAUGAAAUUGGAGCUGGUACCAGUGAAGUUCGACGAAUGGUCAUUUCAAGAGCAAUAACAGAUGAGUACUCGUGAAAAAAAAUGAUAAUGCUUGUAAACUAGGAAUAUCACUGGAUUUUUUAUUUUUGAAAAUAUGACUAUAUUCUCUUCACAUCAAUAUUAGAAAAACUCUAUAUAUUGUUGAACAUCAGUUGGUGUAGAUUAAGAUUUUCGCUGAGUGAAGGUUUUCCCGCCUCGCGUCAUCCAUCAGAGGACAAUAAAAACCACAAACUAGGAAAAAAUAUGGGAAAACAAUUUUAUUUUUUAUCACCAGCCACAGUAGUGAUCUUGAAUUUUUUCUACCCUUGAAUUGUAAUUCUUAGCCAUUGGACAUCUUCCAUUCGGAAGUUGAAGUAUUUGAAUCAUGCUUAAUUUCGUAUACAUUGAUAGUAUCAUUUUUCCGGCCAUAAAAAAUUCAGUAGGAUGACAACAAAUACAAUUUUAUACUCAAUCGAAAUAAAUGAGUCACUAGAGCAACUA
This is a messenger RNA of Diachasmimorpha longicaudata, 1967 nucleotides long. Its product is annotated as isovaleryl-CoA dehydrogenase, mitochondrial. Gene Ontology annotation, cellular component: mitochondrion. Lineage: Eukaryota; Metazoa; Arthropoda; Insecta; Hymenoptera; Braconidae. The record is from RefSeq and is a predicted model, not a curated record. The coding region runs from base 240 to 1523 and encodes 427 amino acids. The transcript is spliced from 7 exons. Gene Ontology annotation, molecular function: flavin adenine dinucleotide binding; 3-methylbutanoyl-CoA dehydrogenase activity. Gene Ontology annotation, biological process: L-leucine catabolic process.